Messenger RNA from Cuscuta campestris, 887 nucleotides. The record is from the annotation of a GenBank genome assembly. NCBI's taxonomy places the organism in Eukaryota, Viridiplantae, Streptophyta, Magnoliopsida, Solanales, Convolvulaceae.
GGUGACACUUCAAUUGUUACCUACUCCUUACGUACGGUAUAAGACAAUCCAAAAAAAAUACGAAAUUCAUUUCCCCGCAACCGACGGCGGCAGCUUCCUCAUGAGUAUUCGCCCUGCUUUUCACGGCGGCGCCGGAUCGUCGAAUUCACCGCCUUCUACUCCUCCGCCCAGCGCCGCCCCGCCGCGAAUCGGAGACUUCGAUCCGGACUUCGUCGUCAUCCUCGCCGCUCUUCUCUGCGCAGUAAUUUGCGCCCUCGCCUUAGCCGCCGUCGCUCACUGCGCCUGGAUCCGCCGGAUCUCUGGCCGAGACGCCGCCGCUUCGCCGCCGCAUGCCAACAGGGGCCUGAAGAAGAAGAUCCUCAAGUCGCUCCCCAAGGUCAAUUUCUCGCCUGAGCUCGCCGCCGAAUUCUCCGAGUGCGCCAUUUGCCUGGCGGAUUUCGCCGCCGGAGACGAGCUCCGGGUGCUCCCGCAGUGCGGUCACGGGUUCCACGCCGGAUGUGUUGACACCUGGCUCGGAUCUCACUCUUCGUGUCCGUCUUGCCGGCAGCUCCUGGUGCCGCCCCGGUGCCAGAAGGGCGGGGAAUCGCCGGCGGCGACAUGUUCGGCUGUCGAAUACUUAGCCGACAACAGAUUUGCUCCCAAUAGUGUUUAUCACGUAAAUCCCUUUUUACCUUAAUUUACCUUAAUCAGUUUACUGCCUUUGCUUUUGUACUUUUAUACCGUCAAAUAAUAAAUUGCACAUAACUCACUUUCUUUGGAUUAAUAGCCACUUUGACCAGAUACGAAAAUAAAAAAAAUGACAGUACAAAUGUACAACAGUAAACAAAACAAUGAAAUAUUCUAAAAUAAUGUUUAAUAGAUAAUUUAAAUCAAAAAUGGUAAGUUUG